Molecule: messenger RNA, 1233 nt
Organism: Melanotaenia boesemani (Boeseman's rainbowfish)
Lineage: Eukaryota; Metazoa; Chordata; Actinopteri; Atheriniformes; Melanotaeniidae
Product: opsin-5-like
Exons: 6
Coding region: 1-1233 (410 amino acids)
Biological process (GO): G protein-coupled receptor signaling pathway
Cellular component (GO): membrane
Molecular function (GO): G protein-coupled receptor activity
Source: RefSeq, a predicted model, not a curated record
AUGGAAAUAACUCUGAAGGCCUUUCCUCUGAAGGUGGUGACUAUCCCAUGGAGGAAUAAUAACCUCAGUACCCUGUACACAGACCCUCCUCUGUCUGAACAAGGUGAAACCAUCAUCGGAGUCUACCUGUUAGUGCUGGGAUGGCUGUCAUGGUUUGGAAACAGUUUAGUGAUAUUUGUCCUGUACAAGCACCGGGUCUCACUCCAACCAACAGAUUUUUUCACUUUAAAUCUUGCCAUUUCUGAUGCCAGCAUCUCAGUGUUUGGCUACUCUCGAGGAAUCCUGGAAAUAUUCAAUUUCUUAAAGGAUGAUGGGUAUUUAAUCACCUGGAUCUGGACCUGCCAGAUGGAUGGCUUCCUCACACUGCUCUUCGGCCUUGUAAGCAUCAACACCCUGACCGUUAUCAGCGUCACCAGAUACAUCAAGGGAUGCCACCCGCACAAAGCUCGCUGCUUCAGCAUCAACACAAUAGCAAUUUCAUUGAUCUUCAUUUGGGCAGGAGCAUUGUUUUGGUCUGUUGCUCCAUUACUUGGAUGGGGCAGCUACACAGAUCGAGGUUAUGGCACCUGUGAAGUGGACUGGUCCAAAGCCAAUUACUCCACAAUUUACAAAUCAUACAUCAUCUCCAUCCUUAUCUUCUGCUUUUUCAUCCCUGUGAUGAUCAUGCUGUUCUCCUACAUCUCUAUUAUCAACACAGUGAAAACCACGAAUGCCAUGUCGGCUGAUGGUUUUCUCUCAGCUCGCCAAAGGAAGGUGGAGAGAGACGUCACAAGGAUUUCUAUUGUAAUCUGCACUGCUUUCAUCAUGGCCUGGUCACCAUAUGCAGUGGUAUCAAUGUGGUCAGCCUGGGGCUUCCAUGUGCCAAGCACAACCAGCAUCAUCACUCGUCUCUUUGCCAAGUCCGCCAGCUUUUACAACCCGCUCAUAUACUUUGGCAUGAGCUCCAAAUUCCGCAAGGACAUCUCUGUUUUGCUGCCAUGUGCAAAAAAGAGCAGGGAAGUGGUGCGUCUGCAGCACUUUAAAGACCUCAAACCAAAGUCCGAGACCCCACCACCACCUGCGUCACUUCCUGUCCAAAGCCUGGAGGUGAAAUACAAAGCAAGGGAGUUGAACCAAUCCAAUCAUGACAGCGACUCAGGAGUUAACAGUCUUCCUCAGACCCCUCCGCAGAUCUUCCACAUUGAUAUGCCAUCGCACAUUGAAACAUCAGAGUACUGGUGUGACAGACUCUGA